Homarus americanus (American lobster) is the source of this 2577-nucleotide messenger RNA. RefSeq names its product basic proline-rich protein-like. Lineage: Eukaryota; Metazoa; Arthropoda; Malacostraca; Decapoda; Nephropidae. The record is from RefSeq and is a predicted model, not a curated record. The coding region runs from base 1 to 2577 and encodes 858 amino acids. The transcript has 10 exons.
AUGCAGACAUUAGUCUUUCGUGGGGGGACACCCUCAGGGGACAUCACGGGUGUAGUGGCGCUCUCAGGGGCAUUCCCAGGUGCGGCAGCGCCCCCAGGUGUCCUUCCAGCGCCGGCGGAACCCCUAGGUGCAUUCCAAGGGGCGGCAGCGCCUCCAGGGGCCCUCCCAGGAGCGGUGGUGCCUCCAGGGAAAUACUCUGGGUCGGCGCUGCCUCCGGGGGAUCUCCUGAAGGCAGCAGCUCCCCCAGGAACCUCUCAGGGGUGGCUGUACCCUCAGGGCGACCUGCUAGGGGCGGAAGCGUCUCCAGGGGACCUCACAGGUGCAGCAGCACUAAAAGGGGUAUUCUCAGGUGCGGCAGAGCCCCAAAGGUUCCUCCCAGGGCCAGCGGUUCCCCUAGGUGCAUUCCACGGGGCGGCAGCACCUCCAGGAGCCCUCCCAGGAGCGGUGGUGCCUCCAGGGAAAUACUCUGGGUCGGCGUUGCCUCCGGGGGAUCUCCUGAAGGCAGCAGCUCCCCCAGGAACCUCUCAGGGGUGGCUGUACCCUCAGGGUCCCACCCAAGGGUGGCAGACCUCCCAGGAGCCCUACGAGGAGACCUGCGAGGGGUGGCAGCACCCUCAGGGGACAUCACGGGUGCAGUGGCGCUCUCAGGGGCAUUCCCAGGAGCGGCAGCGCCCCAGGGGUCCUUCCAGCGCCGGCGGAACCCCUAGGUGCAUUCCAAGGGGCGGCAGCGCCUCCAGGGGCCCUCCCAGGAGCGGUGGCGCCUCCAGGGAAAUAAUCUGGGUCGGCGCCACCUCCGGGGGAUCUCCUGAAGGCAGCGACCUGCUAGGGGCGGAAGCGUCUCCAGGGGACCUCACAGGUGCAGCAGCACUAAAAGGGGCAUUCUCAGGUGCGGCAGAGCCCCAAAGGUUCCUCCCAGGGCCAGCGGUUCCCCUAGGUGCAUUCCACGGGGCGGCAGCACCUCCAGGGGCCCUCCCAGGAGCGGUGGUGCCUCCAGGGAAAUACUCUGGGUCGGCGUUGCCUCCGGGGGAUCUCCUGAAGGCAGCAGCUCCCCCAGGAACCUCUCAGGGGUGGCUGUACCCUCAGGGUCCCUCCCAAGGGUGGCAGAGCUCCCAGGAGCUCUACGAGGUGUGCCCCCUCCCAGGAGCCCUACGAGGAGACCUGCUAGUGGUGAAAGCGCCCCCAGGGGAGCUCACGGGUACAGUGGUGCUCUCAGGGGCAUUCCCAGGUGUGGCAGCGCCCCCAGGGGUCCUCCUAGGGCCGGCGGUACCCCUAGGUGCAUUCCAAGGGGCAACAGCUCCUCCAGGGGCGGAGCGAUGGUGCCUCCAGGGAAAUUCUCUGGGUCGGCGCCGCCUACAGGGGAUCUCCGGAAGGAGACCUGCGAGGGUGGCAGCACCUUCAGGGGACACAUCACGGGCAGUGGCGCUCUCUGGUGCAUUUCCAGGUGGAGCAGCGCCCCCAGGGGUCCUUCAAGGGCCGGCUGAACCCCUAGGUGCAUUCCAAGGGGCGGCAGCGCUUCCAGGGGCCCUCCCAGGAGCGGUGGUGCCUCCAGGGAAAUUCUCUGGGUCGGCGCCGCCUACGGGGGAUCUCCGGAAGGCAGGAGCUCCCCUAGGGGCCUCCCAGGGGUGGUCGUACGCCCAGGGUUCCUCCCAAGGGCGGCGGAGCCCCCAGGAGCCCUAUCAGGGGUGCCCCGUCCCAGGAGCCCUCUGGCUUGCUUGGAGACCUGCUAUGCGUGGCAGCGCCCCCAGGGAACUUCACGGGUGCAGUGGCGCUCUCAGGAGCAUUCCCAGGUGUGGCAGCGCCCCCCAGGUUCCUCCCAGGGCCGGCGGUACCCCUAGGUGCAUUGCAAGGGGCGGCAGCGCGUCCAGGGGCGGAUCGGUGGUGCCUCCAGGGAAAUUCUCUGAGUCGGCGACGCCUCCGUGGGAUCUGCGGAAGGACAGGGGCUCCCCCAGAGGAGACCCGCAAGGGGUGGCAGCACCCUCAGGGGACAUGGUUCAGUGGCGCUCUCAGGAGCAUUCCCAGGUGCGGCAGCGCCCCCAGGGGUCCUUCCAGGGCCGGCUGAACCCCUACGUGCAUUCCAAGGGGCAGCAGCGCCUCCAGGGGCGGAGCGGUGGUGCCUCCAGGGAAAUUCUCUGGGUCGGCGCCGCCUCCGGGGAUCUCCGGAAGGCAGGUGAUCCCCCAGGGGCCUCCCAGGUAGACGUGCUCGCUGUGGUGGCUCCCACAGAAACCUCCCAGGAGCAGCGGUGCCCCUUGGGGCCCUCAAAGGGGCCGUGGCGCCCCUAUGGGCCAUUUUACUGGCGGCGGCACACCCAGGUUGCCUCCAAUGCGCGACGGCACCCAGGGGCCAUUCCAGGGACGGCGAGACCCCCAGGGAAAUUCCCAGAUUUCCCACCUUCUGGGGUCCUCCCAACUAUGGCGCCCCUAGGAGCCUCCCAGACAGUGGCGUCACAGAGGUCCCUCCCAGGCAGCGCCCCAGGGGUCCUUCCAGCCGGCCCCCUAGGUGCAUUCUGCAAGGCAGCCUCCAGCGGGCCCUCCCAGGAGCGCCCAGGAAAUUCUGGUGCCACCUCCGGGAUCUCCUGA